Physcomitrium patens is the source of this 2811-nucleotide messenger RNA. RefSeq lists its product as uncharacterized. Gene Ontology annotation, molecular function: sigma factor activity; DNA binding. Gene Ontology annotation, biological process: regulation of DNA-templated transcription; DNA-templated transcription initiation. Lineage: Eukaryota; Viridiplantae; Streptophyta; Bryopsida; Funariales; Funariaceae. The record is from RefSeq and is a predicted model, not a curated record.
UUUUGAGUUUGGGAGUGUGGUGGUGGCUAUGGAGGCGGAGCUCGCUCUCGUUGGUCGACUUCCCCGCUCGUCCAGCGCCUUUCAUUCCUGACCUUCAUUUUGCCCCUUCUGCUGCACGCAUUGCAGCCAGUUGCUUCCAAGUCUGACAUUUCUUCCGCCGCUUGAUACGAAUGGAGCACGCUGAGCCUUAAUUCUCUUGUCCGAUAGUAUUUUCGUUACCAGCUAUGUGCAGUGCAGUGUGUUGUCGCGGCAUUUUCAAGGAUUUUGUGGGACGAGAAUUUUGGUGUUGAAGGGAUAGAGGUAGCUGCUGUGAUGUGAAUGUAUAUUUGGCGUAUUAUUCAUCUUGUGAUAUUCAGGGUAUGAGGGUCUUGAAGUUUUUGGUUCGCGGCCCUUGUUUAGUUUGAGUGUCUCAAUCGUGGUGAAGCCCUGCCGUCUGGAACGUCAGGGAUCUUCUUCGCAUCCAAGAUGGCGCAUGCAUUAGGUGUGAUCGGUCUACACGGACUGCAGCUAUCACAGACUAAACAGCACUAUGGGCAAUCACUGCAUGUUGAGAGUUACUCGGGCAGAUUUCAAUAUUCACAAGACACUGCUGGAGCCGCAUGCUUCCGUGAUAAACCUUCGCCUCCUGUUGUCGCUAGUUCUCUAACCAGUAGUAACGAGGAACAGAUUGCAGUGAAAAAGGAGAAGACGAGAGGGUCCUUGCGGAAAUGCAAAGUCGCAGGACGCGUAGAGCUACCAUCUCGUGAUCAACAACAAUCAGUCGCUCGUGCUCUUACAGUGCUCCACGAGCAUAUAUCCGGUGUUGCGUUGCAGAACAUUGCAUUGUCGGAGGAUGAAUUGUCUCGAUAUUCGAGUAUUUUGCCUGACGCCUCUACUCUCCUCCGUCGCUCAAUGCUUGAAGCGCAGUGGGCAUUAACACUCAAAGAGCUUAUGCAUGAACAGAAGAUGGAAGAGCAGAAGAAUUCUAGGCGGGCAGGCAAAGGAAAAAAGAGUUUUUCUUUGGAAGUGACUGAGGACGUAUCCCCUGGGAGUACCUCAACUGCUACAGGAGAUCUGGCAGUUGAAGAUCUUACAGAUGAAGAGAAGGUCACAGAGCGAAAGGUCACAAGGCGAAGAGGUAAAGGGAAGUUGAAGCAAGUUGAGCGGAAGCAAGAUACUAGCCUACAGGAAACAGGAAAUGUCCACACCGAGGGCUCAGAGGAGGUGGUGGAUUACUUUAGGUCUGGAGAGCAAUUGAAAGACCUAAAUACAGCAAGGCGGGGAGGUGAAGGGAAGCUGACGAAGUUUGAGAGAAAACUAGAUUCUAGCUUAGUGGAGGACGCAUGCCCCGAAAGCACCUCUACUAUGACGACAGAGUUGGUGGUGAAAUCCGGCAGUCCGUCUGCUCGUACUCGGCGCCUGGAAUCUCGUCAGAGACGUGUUGCAAUUGCAGGGAAGCCUACCUCUCCAGAUGCUCUUACGAUCCACCCCUUGAAGAAGUAUCAGAAGGGAGAACGUGUUAGGCGUGUCAAAUUUGAUGGGGUUCAGGACUACUUGACUACUUACCUGCGAGAAAUUACGAAGAUUAACCUACUGACGAAGCAGGAGGAGGUUUUUCUGUCUAAGAAAUUGAGAAUCGGCCUCAAUCUUUUAGAAGAGAGAAAAAAAUUGGCUGCCGAGCUUGGUUAUGUACCCUCUAAUGAAGAGUGGGCUCCUCACAUGAACCUAUCGGUAGGAGAUUUAGUGAGGAAACUCGGAGAAGCAGAAUGGGCGAGAGAUAAGAUGGUGAUGGCAAAUUUGCGACUUGUAGUUUCUGUUGCAAAACAAUAUCAUAGCUUCGGACUUGAGAUGGCAGACUUGAUUCAGGAAGGUUCCAUCGGAUUGUUACGUGGGGUAGAGAAGUUCGAUCACACUAGGGGAUACAAACUGUCAACUUAUGUUCAUUGGUGGAUUCGCCAGGGAGUAACUCGAGCGAUAGCCGAUCACUCCAGAACUGUGAGACUUCCAGUUCAUGUACAUGAUACACUGGGUCGCAUCAGGAAGGCAAAGUCGACACUGCUGUCCGAAGGUUGUACCGCGUCUGUCCAGGAAAUUUCAGAAGCGACGAAUCUGACUGGCACUAAAAUAAAGAAUACAUUGCAGGUGACUAAGAAGCUUGUUUCUUUGGAUAAAGAAAUAGGUCGAAACACUCUUCAGAGCGGUGAUGGAGAGACGCUUCAUAGUUUGGUGGCCGACAGGGACAUCGAAAAUCAACCUUGGACAAUCGUAGAGAGAAUGCUUAUGAAGGAUGAUGUAGAUAAAUUACUUACUUCUCAGCUAGGCCCUAGGGAACGAGAUAUUGUACGACUUCAUUAUGGAGUGGGCCGAGAAGAUGGUUCUGUUAUGUCACUAGAGAGCAUCAGUUACAGAUACGGGGUUUCCAGAGAAAGAGUUCGGCAACUGGAGACGGCAGCCAUGCGGAAGUUACAGAUCAAGAGUAGAGAGCAAGGACUGGACCGCUAUUUACAUUCCAUGCAAUAGCCUCUAUCCUGUACUCAUACACUGUAUCUUGUAUCAAUCCUUAGCCAUCUCCUGUGUACUAAUUCAUUAUACUGCAUUCAUCUCAUCGUGAUCUUGAGAUGUGUGCAUAACCGUUAAGACUUUUGGAUGGAUUCAUCUGUUGGGUGCUUCAUCCGAAAAUCCGAUGUGACGACAUUUUCAGUAGUGUAGAAACUCGAGAGACAAGUGAAAGCGUCAGAAGACAGGGAACAAUUUGUAAGUCCAACAUAUCAUAAAUGUAUAUUGUGAUUAUCUCAACUUUGAAGCUAAUUUGACAAUCCGAUUUCAAUAUUA